Messenger RNA from Saccoglossus kowalevskii, 1272 nucleotides. RefSeq lists its product as uncharacterized. The record is from RefSeq and is a predicted model, not a curated record. NCBI's taxonomy places the organism in Eukaryota, Metazoa, Hemichordata, Enteropneusta, Harrimaniidae.
AUGUGUAUAGCUGUCAUGUCUUGGUGUAUGUGGUUAAUCGUUACUGUCAUUUUAUUGUAUUUACUGAGGAAUAUAUACCUUCCUGUUCCAGUUGCAUUGUAUGGGAAGUACUAUUCAAAACGGGGACCAUGGUACUUCGAAAAGCGAGCAGUAUUUACCCUGUUGAUGAAGCUCCGUAAAUGGAAAGUCGAACGCAACGCUUCUCAGUCCGAUGCUGCUGGCUAUGGGGUUCGUUCAAGGGACAAGAUAGAGGACAUGGACCGUGCCCAGAAACUGGACAACACGCCCAAGGCAGUAGAUGCAGUGUAUUUUAAUGGCUCCAACAAGGAUGGUGCUUACAUCAUCACUGCUGUAUCCAGGAGACCAAAGAAAGUAGCUCAGCUUGUUCUCUUUCUCUACAUCCCCGAUGUUGGAUUGUUUCAAUUACCAGAGCAUCCUGAUUCCACUGUGUAUGAAUGUAACCCAGACAGACAUGAAGCAGGUGGUCUUUGCAUUGAAGUUGUUACCCCAAUGAAAGAAUGGAAAAUAACAUACAAUGGCAAACUAAGGAAAGGUCCAAGGAAUGAAUGGAGUGAUGAUGACACUGACCUGGUUACUGCUAAAUUUGAGUUUAUCUGGAUUAGCUAUACAGAUAUUUAUGAUUUUGAUGUGGAUCAGCAUCCGGAUACCAUAAUUGAUGCAGUUGCUAAGCAACCAUGGAGCAGAGAGUUCUUCAGGCUACUCAGAGAUGCUCAUCAGACACAUUAUGAGCAGUUUGGUGAAUGGAAAGGCAAAGUUCAACUUGAAGGUCAUAAUGACAUUGAGUUAAAUAUGAAGGGCAUGAGAGACCAUUCAUAUGGUAAACACCGUGAAUGGGGUGAUUUUCAUCGCUAUGGUAUUCAUAUGAUUCACUUGGAAGAUGGCACUUCAAUUAAUUUGGGGAAGAUUUGUUUACCUGAAACCUUAUCAGAUUUAUCUAUUGGAUAUGUGAUGAAUACUAAGGGUAAAAAAGAAGCCAUUUCCUGGACUGAUAUGGAUCUACCAACUCUUGGUGAAGAAGGGAUACCACCAAAGGAAUAUCAAGUUAACUUUCUAGCAGGUGAGAAGAAAUACAACAUGAAAGUUCAAGUUCAUAGGGCUCCUAUAUUCUACAUGGGGUUUGGCUGGGAAGCUAGAAUCUAUGAGCAAAUGGUCAGUGUCAAUGUCAAUGGUCAAAAGGGACGAGGAAUUGCAGAGUUUUUGUACAGGUAUUACUUAGGAUGUCCAAGAGAUGCACAGUUAAGUUUUGAUUAA